Molecule: messenger RNA, 2456 nt
Organism: Vicia villosa (hairy vetch)
Lineage: Eukaryota; Viridiplantae; Streptophyta; Magnoliopsida; Fabales; Fabaceae
Exons: 4
Coding region: 705-2204 (499 amino acids)
Source: RefSeq, a predicted model, not a curated record
CGAAAUUAAAAUAACCAAAAAAACCACUCUCAAUUUCUGAUAAUCACUUUCUUUUUUCUCUCUCGCCAACGCUUCAUUCAUCUUCCAAUUUUCGCUCUCAAAAUUUUCCCCCAUUUUCGUUCUUGCUCGCAUCUUCAACAAACCCUAGCGCUUCUCUUCCUCACCGGCGACACUCGGAGAUGUCAAUGGAAGAUUUGCGCUCCUUCGAAAUCCUUUCCAUGCUUCUUUCCGCGUUUUUCCGUUACAGUAGAUCUCCUCGAAUACCGAAAAAUUCUAUACACAAUACGCAAAGAAAAGCUAGUUUCACCCCUGCGUGUUAAGGUUUCUUCUUCAAUUUUCUAUUCUCAGAUUUUCCUUUAAUUUUCCCCAAUUUUAUGGUCAAAAUUGGAAACAAAAAAGUAAGAUCGUUGACUAACGAUAACGAUUUUCUUCAUUCGUCAAAUAUUUGUUGUUAGUUUGAAUCUGAAAGAUAAUCGCUGUUAAAUCAAGGUUUAAGUCUGAGAAAUUUUACUGCUAUGGUAUGGUAUGAUAUGAUAUGCUUCUAGGGUUUAAAAUCGUGAUUUCGAAAUAGGUUAUAGUUUAUUGUUGUUGGAAUUUCGGAGAAAAAUAUUUUUCUAUUGUUCUAUUUGUGUAUUCUUGGCUCUUGAAGUGAAGUGUGUGUGGUGUUGAAUUUUGCGUUUGGUGUUUUUGGCUGAGAAGUUGAAAUGGGUGGAAAGUUAGAAUUGGGGCUAGCGAAGAAUGGUACUCUCGAUCCGAGAGAGAAAGAGGCCAGGAUUAUACUUAGUCACAUUAGGGCUCAAGGUCAUCCCUACAUUGAGUUACGUGAAAAUGGAAAGAAAUUCAUAUAUUUCUGUGUUUUGUGUCUUGCUCCGUGUUACAGUGAUAGUGUUGUGUAUGAUCACUUGAAAGGGAAGCUUCAUAGGAAGAGAUUGGAUUCUGCUAGAGAUACUAUGUUGAAACAGAAUCCGUGGCCUUUUAGUGAUGGUCUUAUAUUUUUUGAUGCUUUGACUGAGAAUGAGAAAAAGCCGGAAACUACAAAUGCCAUCCAGAAUGACAAUCACGGUAGUUUUGCUAUUGUGUCGUUUGGUGAAGAGGCUCAGUCGGAUGCUCAACCAAUUGCAACAGAUGAUACACAAUCUGAUGAUUCUAUGUUGGUGAUUCCUCGUUUGAAGAUUGCAACUGAAGCUAUUGAUGUACAUGCUAGGAAAGUUGGCUUGGGGAAGAUAUCUGCCAGGUUUGCUCAGAAGUAUGGCUCUUUAAAUGGGAAUGAAAUUAGAAGAAUAUGGUGUGAAUGGUUAGGUAAAGAGGAUAGUCAAGAAGAUGACAUUGAUGUUCAAGAGCAUGAUUUUGCUGUAGUAGUUUUUCCUUACAGUUAUGAUUUGGGUCGAGACAAAGUGCUUGAGGAUACUAAGCCAUUACUUCCAUCUGCAUCUAUGGCAGAACUGGAAAAUGGAAGGGAAAGUGGUCGAAAGAGAAAAGCACCAUCUUCCGACCCUGAAGAUGUUAGUGAAUUUUUCCGUAAGCAUUAUGCUUCUUCUGCAGAAGAGUCUCUACCUUUGAGGAAUGCCCCCUCGACAUCAGCACUUGAUCAAUCCGACAGUCAGCUUUUUCGCACCAAGUUUGUUUCAAACAGGGCUACUAGGAAGGCAAUGAGACGGCGAGAACGCUUGGCAGCAGAGAAAGUAUGCAACAUCUGUCAACAAAACAUGAUUCCUGGUAAAGAUGUUGCAACAUUUUUCAAUUUGAGGACUGGAAGAGUAGCUUGCUGCAGUCGGAAUCCAACUGGGGCGUUUCAUGUGUUUCAUACGGCCUGCGUCAUACACUGGAUACUCUUAUGUGAAUAUGAAAUAAUCACAAAUCGUUUAGUUAAUCAAAAUGGUAGUCAAGAAGGGAAGAUAAAGAAUGUAUCCGGUAGUGGUAAAGAAGACAGGGAUAUCAAACAUGUUUUCUGUCCAGAGUGUCAAGGUGCUGGUGUGAUCAUUGCAGAUGAGUUGGAGCAUCCAAAAUUUUGUUCUCUGUCCCAGAUGUUUAGAUUGAAAUUAAAGAUAAUUCUACAACGCAAAGAAUGGAUCAAGAAUUCUGAAGAUUUGCAGAAUUGCUCGAUUGGGUUUGAUUUCCCUUUGGAAUAUGAAGAGAUAGCUGAGGAGAAAGUGGAGCCAUUAAAAAUGUUGCAAUUCUAUCGUGCAGAUGAUGAGCGCAGAUGAUGAGCGCGUGGUGAAUUAGAAUUGUGUGAAUGUUACAACAGAGUUUGUAGACAGCUGUAUAUCUGAGUACAUACAUUGGCUUUGCAUUUUAAAGAACUAUGUGUAGCUUUUUAGGUAAAUGUAGAUUGGAAAAGACGAGUUACAUAACCUCGUAGACAGUCUCCAAAUUUAAUAUUGUGUAUGUACAUGUUCUUAGGACAAAUGUGUACAUGGUAAAGGAAUAUCAAAUAUGGUUUCAGAGUUGCAUUCUUA